Messenger RNA from Theileria parva strain Muguga, 444 nucleotides. RefSeq lists its product as uncharacterized. Lineage: Eukaryota; Apicomplexa; Aconoidasida; Piroplasmida; Theileriidae. The coding region runs from base 1 to 444 and encodes 147 amino acids. The record is from RefSeq and is a predicted model, not a curated record. The transcript is spliced from 4 exons.
AUGAGUUAUUCCACUGAUUUAUUCGGUCAUUCUUCCGAGAAUAUUCUAGAAAAAGUGGAGAGUUUCCUAAAGAAAUCCAAUGAGUCCAAUAAGUCUACUAAUUCACCAACAUCGAUUGAAUUAUUUGUAAAUUGUGUCGAGAAUCUUACACAUCCUGACGGUUCAGAGGAGCUCAUUUACGCUACAAGAGAUAUAGUUUGUAUGUAUUAUAUUCAAACUGUUAUACCAUCACUCAAAUUCGAGAAUGUAUUAACACUUACUGAGGGGUUUAUAAAGUGGAUUGUGAAUAAUCACGUCGUUAAUAUAAAGAAUGCAGAUGACUAUAGAUUUGAAUUUGGUUACUCAUUUCUCAAUAGAAAUAUAUUUUCUCUGAUGUUUAACCUUUUGGACUCAUUGAAAAAAAUUGAGAGGAUAGAGGUUGAAAGGAUGUAUUUCACGAAAUAG